UUGGAUAGAAUUUGUUCCGCGAAGUGACAUCCCGUUUCGCCGUAAAUAAACCCAUGUGACCGGAAAUAUCAAGUGUGACUGCAAUGUGGUGAUACAACAAAUCUCUGUUGAAAAUGACUGAUCAAUUUGGAUACUUAGAGUUACUACUGAAGGCCUCUGCCAAGGACCAAGUUGUGAAGAUUUGUGAAGAGGCAUUCCUGCUUCGCCAUAAGUCUCUGCACUGUGUGCCAGACAAUGUCGUCAACAGCACUGCAGAGAAGUUGGGGGUGGAUAAGAACAGCAGUCGAUCUCUCCUGACAAGCCUGGGUCAUGUGAUCUCCUCAGCAAUAUUCCUCGGUUCCUCCGACUCAAAGACUAUCAUCACUAUCUUUCCAGACAAUUUCCACAAGAACCUUCGUGACCUUCUGACAAAGAUCUUCAUGGACCACAUGGCAGGCUGGAAGAUGCAGACUGCAGGAGGACUUGUCUCUCUUCCCAAAAUGGUUGACUUUGACUGGCGCGUUGACGUGAAGACAUCUUCUGAUACUGUGGCCAGGAUGUCGGUGCCAACAUGUAUCCUGAACAUGCAGGUCCAAGCUACAGCUACAGAUGUGGGGAUUGUGCCGGACGUGUCCAGUGUUAAUGUAGAACUGUCGAAGGAGACGCUAGACACCAUGCUGGACGGACUCUCGAAGAUACGAGACCAGCUCUCAUCAGUAGCAAGCAGAUGAGUGUAGUGGACAUUAGCAAUUUACUGUUAGAGAAUCUGUUUUCAUCUCCAGACCAAAGUUAAUGAAUUCUUCCAUUUCUAAGAAUGUACCAUAUUUUCAUGUUUAUUUGUACCAUAUAUUAUACAUUUGUAAAAUACAUAAAUAAAUUAUCAAUAUUUA
This is a messenger RNA of Haliotis rufescens (red abalone), 869 nucleotides long. RefSeq names its product COMM domain-containing protein 9-like. The transcript has 6 exons. Bases 114 to 710 code for a protein of 198 amino acids. NCBI's taxonomy places the organism in Eukaryota, Metazoa, Mollusca, Gastropoda, Lepetellida, Haliotidae. The record is from RefSeq and is a predicted model, not a curated record.